ACUGUCCUAUAGUAAUAAAAAAAGUAGAUGUUGUCAAUGUGGUGGUAAUUUGUGGAGUUGUUUAUUAUUUCAGAAAUAAUAAAAUACAGGAAAUAUUGUAUUAAAUCAUUUCAUUUUACUAAACACAUAUCACAUUCCAUUAAAAUACGUUAUAACCGCUUUAGGUUUUACGUUUUGGUAAUAAGAAAAAGCCCAUUUCUUUCGUUGCUUCCGACUCCGAAGGUGCUUGGACUAGAUCGAGAUGGAGGCUAUGGAUAUUCAGGCAGUGGAGUCGAAACUGAGCGAUGUGACUGUUACGGCGAUACCGAUGAGCGGGAAGAAUGUGCACAAAGACCUGGGCCAUGGGGGCAGCAGCCAUGCGACCAUAUCUACGGUGCCGGCGGCGUCACCAUCUUCCAUAGGGAAGGAUAAGGACAACGGGACGUCCAAGUACAUGGUGUCUUGGAGCACAAAUUGGCGGUGGAACACCGGCUACAGCGCGGACUCCGUCGAAUGGUGCCCCGUGGAGCCCUACCGCGAUGUCCUGGUCUGCGGCACUUACCAGCUUGAGAAAAAAGACGAAGAUCAGCAACCGAAAAAACAGACAAGACUCGGCAGAAUCUACCUCUUCCAAAUAAACCAAGACACAGUCGAGUUGUGCCCCGUCCAAACAGUCGAUACCGCCGGCAUCCUAGACCAAAAAUGGAGUUAUCACACCAUUCAAAACCACGCAGUGCUCGCUGUAGUAACCUCUGAAGGAUCACUCCAGCUCUACCAACUGUAUAAAAACGACGGUUAUAAUUUUAAACUGUGGCUCGAAGAUUCGAUUGGUCAAGACGUUUUAGCGCUGUCUCUUGAUUGGUCGACUAACAAGGUAUCGGGUGAGCCAAUGAUAGUUGUGAGUGGUUCUGCGGGAGAUGUGACUGUUUUUAAGAUUGUCGAGAAUGGAUUGAUGAGGGUUGGGACGUGGAAGAGUCAUGGGUUUGAGGCGUGGAUAGCUGCGUUCAAUUAUUGGAAUCUUGACUUAUUUUAUUCAGGUGGAGAUGAUUGUGUCUUCAAAAGCUACGACAUCAGGGUUCCCGACGCGGCAGUAAUGACGAACCGAAGCCACGAGGCAGGCGUUACCUCCAUCAGAAGUCAUAUCGACGUUGAACAUCAACUUAUCACAGGAAGUUAUGAUGAAAAAGUGCGUCUCUGGGACGCUAGGAGCCUAAAGCGCUGCUUGACCGAGAGCUCGGUGAACGGUGGCGUUUGGAGACUGAAGUAUCACCCCAGAAAUCCUACCAGAGUGUUAGCGGCCUGCAUGUAUGGAGGCUUCAGAGUUCUAGGCGUUACAGACUCCAUUUCGGUGUUAUGUGAAUACAUGGAACAUGAGAGCAUAGCGUACGGAGCUGAUUGGAAGUUUGACGACUCUGGAACCGUGGCCACGUGCUCUUUCUAUGAUUGCAGCAUGCAUAUUGGCAAGAUUGAUCUUGAGGACUGAUUUUUUAAAGCGUCUCAAGGGCGGUUCCAGAUUAGCGCUUUAGACGCGCGUUCGUGUAUCUGGCUUAUUUUGAAAGCGUGCUAAGUAAAUGUAAAUCUAACCUUGCAAAAUGCCGUGCGUAAAAACCAG
Leguminivora glycinivorella is the source of this 1591-nucleotide messenger RNA. RefSeq names its product diphthine methyltransferase. Lineage: Eukaryota; Metazoa; Arthropoda; Insecta; Lepidoptera; Tortricidae. Bases 242 to 1462 code for a protein of 406 amino acids. Gene Ontology annotation, molecular function: protein binding. The transcript has 9 exons. The record is from RefSeq and is a predicted model, not a curated record.